Messenger RNA from Spizellomyces punctatus DAOM BR117, 1006 nucleotides. RefSeq lists its product as uncharacterized. Bases 45 to 923 code for a protein of 292 amino acids. The record is from RefSeq and is a predicted model, not a curated record. NCBI's taxonomy places the organism in Eukaryota, Fungi, Chytridiomycota, Chytridiomycetes, Spizellomycetales, Spizellomycetaceae. Gene Ontology annotation, biological process: transcription by RNA polymerase I. The transcript is spliced from 3 exons.
GCGCUCACGAUAUCGCGGGAUUUGCCAGUUCACCAACCUCUGUUAUGGCCAAAGCUCGCACAGAAGCACUCAGCGCGGACACUGUCCACUCUUCCGACGAGGAAAGCUCACCCGAGACAAACCGGUACAAUGACGAAGAUCUCGAACUCGAGUACCAACCUCCAAAAGGCUUCCUACCCGAGCCCUUGACCUACACAUCCGCUUUCGACUUUGAUAGCAUCACAAGCGAUAAGGAGAUCUGGUUGUUUAGAGUGCCUAAUGAAGUUCCAGUCACCAAACUCAAAGGUCUCAUUCUGCGAGAUCCCACAAUACCAACUCCAUCAUCAUUCGCAACAGAACCCACACCCGUAGCUCAUCUCACCCUUCCCACUACUACCACCCCACAAUCCAGUGAAGAGGAGUAUGCCAUCCAUGACAUCACAACACCAAACACAUACGGCGAACCAGGCGAAAUGCUGGAACUGAAGCCUCUUUUGCCAAGCAAACGUUUGAAUCGGUACGCACUGAGUAAGACCUCGUGUACCAGGUUCUUUAGUGUGACACCGGUCGCGGAUUUGGCGCCUACCCAAGCGGCUUUGCAAGAAAAGGGUCGUGAAGCCAAGGAGGAGGCAUAUGAGAGGCCUCAACAUCCUGAAGGACUGACAUUACAAUCGUUGCCCUUUGGUUUCGAUACUGCGGGAAAAGCUUUGGAACUGUCACUGGAGCGGUACAAUCUCGAUGCCCGAUUCCCCGCCAAAUCCAAACGCGGGACUACAAAUCAGUCGCCACCAGCAUCAACUCCGAAAAACAAAAAGGCUUCCAGUAAAACCACACCGUCGACGGGAAAGAAGCGAAAGCAGGAAGGAGAAGGGCAAAUCGCCGAGUCCCGAAAAGCUCCAAAAUCGAGCGAAAAGAAGCGAAAGAAAGUUAAGAGCCAGGAAUAAUAGAAUAUUGCUCCUGUAUCUCAUGCACAACAUAAUAACAAGGAAAGAUGCGAUGGUGUUAUUGCACAAUGAUACAAACUACC